CAAUGUACACGUAUCGAAUAAACAGUGUAGACUUGUGUUCAAGUGAAUGUGAUAUUGACACUAUGCCGACUAGUGCAAAUAAAUUUUCUAAACGUGAAAUAAUUCCUGUUGGAUAUUUUGAAGCUUAUCAGUUUCAUCGUAGUAAAGUGCGACUUGCGACUCCAACAGUGAAUAUGAAUCCUCCCAAAGGAAGACCACACGUUUUAUUUGAUGCCAAAAAAUUGCAACUAGAACGUGAAAGACAAGCUCGCAUUGUUCGUGAUAAUUUUAUUUUACUACAAAAACUACAAAAUAUAAUGUACGGCACUGCUAUGAAAAAAUAUCCACUAACACAAAAAAAAUCCGCUUGCAUAAGAACUCGUUGAGUAAAUUUUUAUAAAUUAUAAUUAUAAUAAUUAAAGUACAAAAUAUUUUAUAUAUU
This is a messenger RNA of Leptopilina boulardi, 421 nucleotides long. RefSeq lists its product as uncharacterized. Lineage: Eukaryota; Metazoa; Arthropoda; Insecta; Hymenoptera; Figitidae. The transcript has 2 exons. The record is from RefSeq and is a predicted model, not a curated record. Bases 3 to 365 code for a protein of 120 amino acids.